UGAAUUAGCGCCACCACAAUCAGGGUACCCUCGAAUAAGGCUCGAAUCUAGGUUCUCGCUGGUCCGGGUUUCGCAUUCAAGCCAGCUGGUCCGUCCUGCCGUCUCGGCCUAUCGCCCGGAAGGCAAAGCGACCCGCGAUGCUUUCGACGGCGUCGCGUCGCCAAGCGAUGGCCCUUGCGGGUCGCGCGCGGCACGGGAUGACGUGGUCAUUCGCCUCUUCGAGGCUCCUCUCCUCCCUGUCCGGCCUGGACUUCGCUACAGUCGACCCCGUUUCGCUACAAGCCUCCGACUCCAAGAUUUUCAACCUCGUGGGUGGGGAGUGGAGGGGCAGUGAGCGGAGAGCGGUGAUUGUGGAUCCCUUGAAUGGGAGGGAUAUGAUCUCAGUGCCGGAUGCACAGGCACAUGAGAUUCAGCCGUUUGUGGAGAGCCUCUCUCAGUGCCCCAAGUCCGGCCUGCACAACCCGCUCAAGAACCCGAGCAGGUAUCUCCUGUACGGCUCUGUGUCUGCUGCUGCUGCCCACGCUCUCAAGAAGCCCGAGGUGUCUGAAUUCUUUGCCCGCCUCAUCCAGAGGGUGUCGCCCAAGAGCCUGUUUCAGGCGCGGGCCGAGGUCUCCGUGACACAGAAGUUUCUGGAAAACUUCUCGGGCGACCAGGUUCGGUUCUUGGCUCGGUCGUUUGCCGUGCCUGGCGACCACACGGGCCAAACGAGCUCCGGACACAGAUGGCCCUAUGGCCCGGUGGCCAUCAUUUCGCCCUUCAAUUUCCCACUGGAGAUCCCCAUGCUUCAGCUCAUGGGUGCGCUGUAUAUGGGGAAUAAACCGCUGCUCAAAGUGGAUUCCAAGGUGGCAGUGGUGAUGGAGCAAGCUCUGCGCCUGCUGCACGCGUGUGGCAUGCCGCAUGCUGACGUGGACUACAUCAAUUGUGACGGGCCCGUCAUGCACCAGCUGCUGCUGCAGUCCCAGCCGGCCGUGACUCAGUUCACAGGCAGUGCGCGAAUCGCCGAAAUACUGGCCAAGGACCUGAGAGGCAAGGUGAAGCUGGAGGACGCUGGAUUCGACUGGAAGAUCCUGGGGCCCGAUGUGAAAGAGCUGGACUACGUGGCAUGGGUGUGUGACCAGGAUGCAUACGCCUGCAGCGGUCAGAAAUGCUCUGCCCAGUCCAUUCUCUUCAUGCACAAGAACUGGGUGCAAGCAGGCAUUUUGGAUCGCGUUCGGUCAUUGGCCGCUCGUCGCAACCUUCAAGACCUCACCAUUGGUCCUGUGCUUACAGUGACAACAGAGGCGUUCCUAAGCCACGUGAACGACCUUCUCUCCAUCCCUGGAGCCCGUUUAGAGUUUGGCGGGAAGGAACUGCAGGGGGGGCAGCACAGCAUUCCCAAGUGCUAUGGCGCGGUGGAGCCAACAGCUGUGUUUGUGCCGCUUAAAGCCAUGCUGGAGAGCCGGAAGAAUUUCGAGAUUGCCACUAAGGAGGUGUUUGGGCCCAUCCAGGUGGUGACGGAGUAUGACGACAGCGAGAUUGACCUGGUCUUGGAGGCCAAUGAGAGGAUGACAGCUCAUCUCACCGCUGCUGUGGUCUCCAACGACCCCAUCUUCCUGCAGCAUGUGCUGGCAAACACAGUGAAUGGAACCACCUAUGUCGGGCUGCGGGCGAGAACCACAGGGGCACCACAGAAUCACUGGUUCGGACCUGCUAAUGAUCCUCGAGGUGCAGGAAUUGGAACUCCUGAAGCCAUUCGCCUGGUCUGGUCGUGCCAUCGAGAGAUCAUAUCGGACUAUGGCCCGGUUCCUCCUGGAUGGACCCUUCCGGCAUCUACUUAGUACCCUUCGUGUAUACCUUAAGUUGCGUUCCCAACAUUUCCAUAACAAUUCUUAUAUUGUACCAAUAUUAAUCAUUUUCCAUGAAGUAGCUUGUCAAAAAUAUUUGGUAACUAAAUGCUG
This is a messenger RNA of Closterium sp. NIES-67, 1937 nucleotides long. The record is from the annotation of a GenBank genome assembly. Lineage: Eukaryota; Viridiplantae; Streptophyta; Zygnematophyceae; Desmidiales; Closteriaceae.